Messenger RNA from Ilex paraguariensis (yerba mate), 636 nucleotides. Lineage: Eukaryota; Viridiplantae; Streptophyta; Magnoliopsida; Aquifoliales; Aquifoliaceae. The record is from the annotation of a GenBank genome assembly.
AUGAGAAGAUUGCCGAAUGUCAAAGAAAAGGUCGAGUUCCCUACAAAGGGCUGGUCCUAUUCCUAUGACGGCAACAUCCUCAUUUUUAUGUCAGGAAUUGAUUUCUCCUGCAACCAAUUAACAGGUAAAAUACCAUCCAAAAUGGGGAACUUAAGUGAGCUCCAUUCAUUGAAUGUGUCUCAUAAUAAUCUCACUGGAUCAAUACCAACAACAUUCUCCAACUUAAGGCAUAUUGGGAGCUUAGAUCUUUCCUAUACCAACCUGAAUGGGAGUAUCCCCUCUGAACUGACUGAGUUGAACACUUUAGUGGUCUGCAGUGUAGCACACAACAACUUAACAGGUAAAACUCCAGAUUUCAAAGCUCAAUUUGCUACCUUCAAUGAGAUUAGCUACGAGGGAAAUCCUCAUCUGUGGACCUCCAUCACAUAGAAAUUGUACUAACGCUGGAGCACCAUCAUCAAUGCAAAAGGUUUCAGAGGAUGAACAAAAUAAUGUUGGGUUCGUGUAAGCUUUUGUGUGUCGUAUAUUGUAGUGUUGUCACAAUUGUAGCAGUUCUUUAUGUGAACCCUUAUUGGCGAAGGGCGUGGUUCAAUUUCAUUGAAAUGUGUAUAGUCUCUAGCUACUACAUUGUCAUUG